Messenger RNA from Rhizophagus irregularis DAOM 181602=DAOM 197198, 480 nucleotides. RefSeq lists its product as uncharacterized. Gene Ontology annotation, molecular function: protein tag activity. NCBI's taxonomy places the organism in Eukaryota, Fungi, Glomeromycota, Glomeromycetes, Glomerales, Glomeraceae. Gene Ontology annotation, biological process: tRNA thio-modification; protein urmylation. The record is from RefSeq and is a predicted model, not a curated record. Gene Ontology annotation, cellular component: nucleus; cytoplasm.
AUAUUAGGUUCCAUACUGACUAAUGAAAAAAUCAAUCUUAAUUUUUUCUUUCCUAAAAAAAUGUCUUUACUAAAAAUAAAAUUAUCAUUUAGUGGUGGAAUAGAAUUAUUAUUCGAUAAUAUUAAACAAAAAAGUGUAGAAAUACCAUCGUCGAUUAAUCCACCAAAUUCCACUACAAUGAAAGAUUUGAUAUCAUGGAUGAAAGAUAACUUAUUAAAAGAACGCCCAGAAUUAUUUAUGAGUGGAGAUACAGUUCGCCCGGGUAUAUUAGUAUUAAUAAAUGAUUCUGAUUGGGAGUUAGAAGGAGAAUUAGAAUAUGAAAUUAAAGAUGGAGAUGAUAUAGUAUUUAUAUCUACAUUACAUGGUGGAUAAGAAAAUUAUUUAAUGAAAAAUGAUAUAUGAUUAUUUAGAAAAGAAUUUUUUAAAACAAACUAGAUGUGUGCAUUUUUAGCGUUCUAAAUAAAAUACGCAAUUGAAUCU